This is a messenger RNA of Trypanosoma grayi, 999 nucleotides long. RefSeq lists its product as hypothetical. The record is from RefSeq and is a predicted model, not a curated record. Bases 1 to 999 code for a protein of 332 amino acids. The transcript has a single exon. NCBI's taxonomy places the organism in Eukaryota, Euglenozoa, Kinetoplastea, Trypanosomatida, Trypanosomatidae.
AUGCCAGUGGAAACCGCAUCAUCGCGGCCAUAUCUCGCCACUCCGCCUGUGGGGCGGCUGGAGAUCGAUACACUGCCAGCAGAAGCAGCAGUGGCAUCAACAGCGCCAGAUGGCACCAAUGCCGCUAAUGCUGCAUCCGCAUCUGCUGCUUCUAAUUCUGGCGGUGGUGGAAGUGGCGGCAAGGUUGUGACACGGGAGGAGCGUGAGCGGCAGAUCAAGCUUGGUCUCCUGCUUGUGCGGCUGGGAGCAGCAACGGAGAAUAGCGUCUUUGGGGCACGAGGGCUAUCGGUUCCCCCGCGCGACCUCCUCCUCAUUCACCGCCCCGAGGACGAUGAGGAUCCGCGGCGGCCAUUCAAAUGGUACAACCCACUGUCGUGGUUCCUCAGCGGCCCACGGCCGUCCCCACUGCGGUGGAGUUCAUCAGAAACACCAAUCAAAACCAAAACAGCCGCGGCAGCAAGAGCGGCAACAAGAACAACAAUAACAACAACAACGGCUGCCUCUGUUAUUGAAGCGGCGGAUGCUGCCACGUCUGCUGCCGCUGCUGCUAGCGAGAAAGUCAAAAAGAAGAAGGUGCGUCCACUGCCAGUGGUGAAUAUGCAACCGCUGCGGGACGACUCCGUCCUGGAGCCGGCCGUGCGGGAGGAGCGGACAAAGCUGUUCAAGGACGAGGAGGAGGUGCACCGCGUACUCGACCGCAUUGAGGAGACGCGCUACAACUACCUUGUCCCCUCACAAGAGCUUCGCUGCGAGGACGCCGUCAUCGCGGUGGCGCAGUGCUAUGAUAAAUGCAACGCCGUGGCACAGAGCCGUGCAACAACGGCAGCGGCAAUACCCACAACGCCAGCAGCAGCGGUAGCGGAAGGGAAGCUGUUUUCCAACGCCGCGUUGCCCGCAGCUGCCGAGGCACUACAAUGCGGCCCUGUGGUCGCGUUGCUUAAGAGGUGUGCGGAGGGCGUGGCGGCAGCGUAUAGCGAGUCUGAAAGCCGCCAUGAAUAG